AUGGUGGGAGUAAGAAAAGAAGUGACGGAGACUCUGCUGAAAAAGCCGGUGGAGAACGGCAGCGGAGAAGAUGAUGAUGGGUUUGAUUCGUUGGAUAUGAGAGAGAAGGUUUGGAGGGAAUCCAAGAAGCUAUGGAUUGUGGCAGCGCCGGCAAUCUUCACGAGGUUCUCUACUUUUGGAGUAUCUUUGAUAAGUCAAGCCUUCAUCGGCCAUCUUGGACCCACCGAGUUGGCCGCUUUCUCUAUCAGCUUCACUGUUCUCCUCCGUUUCAGUAAUGGUAUUCUGUUAGGUAUGGCUAGUGCGCUAGAAACAUUAUGUGGUCAAGCCUACGGAGCCAAACAGUAUCAUAUGCUUGGGAUCUACCUCCAAAGGUCAUGGAUCGUCCUCAUAGGCUGUGCUAUUUGCAUCACGCCGGUCUACAUCUUCUCGGGUCCUAUCCUCUUAGCCUUAGGUCAAGAGGAACACAUCGUUCGUGUGGCUCGGAUCAUAGCCUUAUGGGUCAUAGGCGUUAACUUCUCUUUCGUACCUUCCUUCACUUGUCAAAUGUACCUCCAAGCUCAGAGCAAGAACAAGAUCAUUGCCUACGUGGCUGCUGUGUGUUUAGGGGUCCACUUAUUCUUGUCCUGGCUCCUCAUGGUUUAUUUCGACUUCGGGAUCACUGGUGCUAUGACCUCGAUGCUCGUGGCGUAUUGGUUGCCUAACAUUGCGCAACUCGUGUUCGUCACGUGUGGUGGGUGUAGGGACACGUGGAUGGGGUUCUCCUGGUUGGCUUUCAAGGAUCUUUGGCCUGUCUUGCAACUAUCCUUGUCUUCUGGUGGUAUGAUUUGCUUAGAGCUAUGGUACAACACAAUCUUGGUUCUGCUCACUGGAGGCUUAGAAAAUGCAGAGGUUGCUCUUGAUGCACUUUCAAUCUGCGUCAACAUAAAUGGGCUGGAGAUGAUGGUAUCAUUUGGCUUCAUGGCAGCAGCAAGUGUAAGAGUGUCAAACGCAAUCGGAAGUGGAAAUGCAAAGGAAGCCAAGUUUGCAACAAUGAUAUCAGUUUUGACAUCACUCUCCAUAGGGGUUGUAUUCUUCUUCGUCUUCUUGUUUCUUAGAGGAAGGAUUUCAUACAUUUUCACAACAAGUGAAGCCGUUGCUAAAGAAGUAGCAGAUCUCUCUCCCAUUUUGGCAUUCUCCAUCUUAUUGAAUAGUGUCCAACCCGUUCUAUCUGGAGUUGCUGUUGGAGCGGGAUGGCAAGGAUAUGUAACUUACGUUAACCUUGCUUGCUAUUAUCUUGUUGGGAUUCCUUCCGGUAUCUAUCUUGGCUAUUUUAUCGGUUUGCAAGUCAAGGGUGUAUGGUUAGGAAUGCUUUUUGGAAUUUUCGUUCAAACUUGUGUGCUUACUGUAAUGACUCUAAAAACAGACUGGGACGAACAGGUAUCUUCGUCGCUGAAACGUUUGAAUCGUUGGGUUGAGCCAGAGUCAGAAGGUUUAUGCGAGACAACAGAAAAAGACACAUAG
This is a messenger RNA of Microthlaspi erraticum, 1500 nucleotides long. The record is from the annotation of a GenBank genome assembly. NCBI's taxonomy places the organism in Eukaryota, Viridiplantae, Streptophyta, Magnoliopsida, Brassicales, Brassicaceae.